AAAAUGAGUGACAGGACUGGUGGCAUUUUUAAUAGUCUCCCACGCUGCACUGAAAAUUAAAAAAAAAACUCCUUUGAAAUAUCACCCUUCUAUGCGCUUCUCAUAAAUUCAAGUAAGGCUUACAGGUUUUCAUGCUUUCAUAGUAAGUGUAAUAAUAUGAACAAAUUGUUUAGACAAUCUACUAAACUUUAUGACCCACUAUAGUUAACUUUUUUUUAAAAUGUCGCCCUAAGAGUCUCACGAAUUCAGGUAAAGCUUACCGGUUUUCAUGCAUCCAUAUUAAGUGUAAUUUUAGCAAAUUGUGUUGGCAAUCUAAUAAAGUUUAUGGCUUUCUUUUUCAUGCGCCCCUCUUCGCCUUGCUCGUGCUCCAACCCGAUCUUGUUUGACUUUUUUGUGAUGUCUGAUAUAAUAUAAUAGUAAGCACUCUUAUUCCAAAACUAACCCAUGUAAAUACUUUCAAAUAGAGUGGCGAUAUUAUACAACUGUUUGUUUGAGAAGCGCACAGAGAGGCGGCGCCUGAUGGACAGCUUGCAGAGUUGUUUGUACAUUACUAAAGGUAAAUAUCACCCACGUUGACACUCAACAAGGCGUCAAGUUCGUUAGCUUUUAGUGUGCGAUAUCAGUGACAAGUGUUAAUAGCCUUAUCUAUCAGUUAAGUGAAUUAGACAGGAUCAAUAAAAAUGGUCAUGUUAAUUUGCAUGUUAGACCAGCUGUCCAACUCAGUUGCGCUUCAGGCGUCGGCUAGUAAAGAACCAACAUGACUGCAUAUAACUAUAGCAUACAGCAGUUUGACUUUAGUCAAUGGGAUUUUCCUGCGGAGCGCAUUUGGCUGCACAAAGCGAAUGAGGAGAUUGCGUGGAAAAUCAUCUCGUUUUUGCCACUGAUUAUUUUUGGUUUAUAUGGAAACUACAUAUUGAUCUAUCUGAUAGCCACGAAUCGUGCACUGAGAUCGCCAACGAAUUUGAUAAUAGCCAAUAUGGCCAUGGCCGACUUUCUAACCCUGCUCAUUUGCCCUGCCAUGUUUCUGAUUAACGACUUCUAUCAAAACUAUCAACUGGGCUGUGUGGGCUGCAAGCUGGAGGGUUUUCUAGUGGUUGUCUUUCUGAUCACAGCCGUACUGAAUCUCUCGGUGGUCAGCUAUGAUCGGCUCACAGCGAUUGUGUUGCCCCAGGAGACGCGCCUAACGCUGUGCGGAGCAAGAAUUGUCAUCGCUGGCACCUGGCUGGCGGGGCUGUUGCUGGCUCUACCCUUGGCCAUUUAUCGGCAGUACAGGGUGCGUAUUUGGCGAAACUUUACGGAACGCUACUGCAAGGAGAAUAUGACUGUGCUGCCCAAGUACUGGUAUGUGCUGAUCACGGUACUGGUUUGGCUACCACUGGGCAUUAUGCUCAUCUGCUAUACGGCCAUAUUUGUAAAGCUGGAUCGCUAUGAGAAGCGCGUCUUGAGUCGUGAAAAUCCACUCAGUGUGAGGUAUAAGCGCAGCGUGGCCAAAACGCUUUUCAUUGUGGUCAUUGUUUUCGUGUUGCUGCGUUUGCCCUUCACAAUUUUCGUGGUGCUGCGCGAAAAGUAUUACAGCACCGAGUCGAGCGUGGAUUGUGGCAUGAAGUACUUUUCAUACUUUUCGCAGUAUCUCAUAUUUGUCAAUGCCGCCGUCAAUCCCAUCAUCUAUGGCUUCAACAAUGAGAACUUCAGACGUGCCUAUGCACAAAUCGCGUGUAUGCAAAAACGCAGAGCUGCCAACGCAAAUCGUAUACAUCAUUGUUUGUAUUGUGAUUUCAUUCAGAAUAACAAGUCUGGACAAGCGAAUGCCGAGCAGAGAUCGGACAAGGAGAUAUCACAGUCUGCGGCUAGAGAAACUAAAAAGCUGGGGGCAACAUCCAAUAUCGAUGAGACUCUCAUGCCGCAGCUUAAAGGCGAGGGGUUUAUUUAAAGUCUCAUUUUUUUUUGGUUUUUAAAUACGUUCAUAAGGUCUUCUAUUCAGGAGUAUACCAAUAAUUAUCUCUUUUUGUCAUAAUUCAAACGAUUAUCAUAAGAAUUCUAAGUAAAUGCCCUUCCUAGGCUGAUUACUUUGACAAAACUCAAACAAUUUUCCAAGAGAAACAUUAAUUUGUAUGAGCUACUAUCUGACUUAAUAUAAUUUUG
Molecule: messenger RNA, 2142 nt
Organism: Drosophila virilis
Lineage: Eukaryota; Metazoa; Arthropoda; Insecta; Diptera; Drosophilidae
Product: neuropeptide FF receptor 2
Biological process (GO): G protein-coupled receptor signaling pathway
Cellular component (GO): neuron projection; plasma membrane
Molecular function (GO): neuropeptide receptor activity; neuropeptide binding
Source: RefSeq, a predicted model, not a curated record